Lodderomyces orthopsilosis Co 90-125 is the source of this 1632-nucleotide messenger RNA. Its product is annotated as deubiquitination module subunit. The transcript has a single exon. Gene Ontology annotation, biological process: RITS complex assembly; regulatory ncRNA-mediated heterochromatin formation; regulation of transcription by RNA polymerase II. The coding region runs from base 1 to 1632 and encodes 543 amino acids. The record is from RefSeq and is a predicted model, not a curated record. Gene Ontology annotation, cellular component: SAGA complex. NCBI's taxonomy places the organism in Eukaryota, Fungi, Ascomycota, Pichiomycetes, Serinales, Debaryomycetaceae.
AUGACAACCAAAGCCGACCAAGUUAUCACCUUAUCACAAGUAAACUCAUUAAUCGAUAACAUCAACACUAAAGACAGUGACAGUUCCAACAACAAGAAGUCGACAAUUUGGAAAGAGUUUGGUAACUACCUUGAUAAGAAAGUAGAUAUAAUCAGACCAACAGAAACUUCUUCCAGCGAAAACUAUUUUAUCAAAAACGCCUUCCCUGGUAGAUCCUACUUAUCUCAGUCAAUCGCAUAUAAGAUCUGUAACUCGUGUCAACGACCAAUUGGAUUACCAAGCUUGAACCUGCAUUAUCAAAAGUGUGUCGAAAUGAAACAAAAGAGACAGCAAGAACAAGCAGAGUUGGCUGCUAGUAAUAACAAUAAUGGAAAUGCCGCGUACGGAGUCAACAAACGUAAAAGAAAGAAUGGUGUGCUCAGUGAAGUUGAAUAUUCUUCUUCUGUUGACAGUACAAGAAAUAACACGCCAGCUCCCAACAGUGCAACCGACAACUUUGAUGGAGAUAUCAGUAGCAACAGCAAUGGCACUUCUUCAAGACCAAAGAAAAAAUACAAGAAAUCACAAGCACAAAAGGCUAAAGAAGCUGCCAAUGCUGCAGCUGCUGCCGCUUCACAAUCCGGCGUGCCGGUUGAAAAACCAUUGAAACGAAAGAAAAACACCACAGCUACAACUACAAGUAAACGGCAACAAGAAGGUGCAGAACUGACUCCACUGGUACAAUCAUCAUUACAAUCAGCACAGGGCCAAAGGGCAAAGGCAAUGGCAAAAGCCAAAGGGCCAGUUGACGUUGACAAACAAUGUGGUGUUGCUCUAACCUCAGGUGGAUUAUGUGCUCGUUCAUUGACUUGUAAAACCCACUCUAUGGGUGCCAAGCGUGCUGUUCUUGGACGAACUCAACCAUAUGAUGUUUUGUUGCAACAGUAUCAAAAACGAAACCAAGCAAAGAUUGCUCAAAAUCAUGCUCUUGCAGCACAACGAAGAGAAGCUGCGGCAUUCCAUGGUGAAGGUGCUGAUCUGAUGUUGAACAAGGCUAAUAAAGUGUUGGAUCCAGAUGAAGAGACGCAUUUAGUGUUAGAAGGGUUGUCAAAGAAUAAUCCGAUACCAUUGGAACGGAAAAUUAUGAUGCCGGUGCGUUACCGUCAUCGGUUCUUGCAAGCAAGAGAAUUUUAUGCGAAUGCACUAAUCAUAUCGGCGCAACAUUCACAACAACAGCAACAACAACAGCAGCAGCAGCAACAACAACAACAACAACAACAACAACAAGGCACUGGUGGCGAACAAACUUUGGCCAACCAAGCCAUUUCUGGGUCCAUUGGUGGGUUACAAGGACGUUGUGCAUUGAUCAACGUUGACGCUCCACCAAAUCCACAACUGGAUUCACAAACACAACUGUUUAGUGCUAUUCCUGGUGAAAUGUAUCAAGUUAGAGCUCCAUCAAAGGCAAUCUUGAUGACAGCGCAACAUAACAAUUUGCAACAACAAGCGUUCCAGCAACAGUUUCUCAAGUAUCAGCAACAACAACAGGCACAGCAGCAGAUGUUGAUGAAACAGAAGCAGCAACAAAUGCAAAUGCAAAUGCAGCAAAGGCAGCAGCAGCGACAGCAGCAGCCGCAGCAACAACAACAAUAA